AUGGUGGGCUAUGACCCCCGUAAGGAUGCAGCUCUAUCCCCUGAAGAUUCUGCCCUGGCAGGGUCAGCUGCUGGGAUGGUCACACGAGUCCUCAUCAGUCCUUUUGAUGUAAUUAAAAUAAGAUUUCAGCUCCAGGUUGAGCGUGUGUCUUCAAAGAAACCUGAGGGAAAGUACAGUGGAAUAUUUCAGGCAUUUCGCUGCAUUUACCGAGAGGAAGGCCUGUCUGCGUUUUGGAAAGGACACAUCCCUGCACAGCUUCUAUCUAUUGCAUAUGGGGCUGUACAGUUUGCAAGUUUUGAGUUUCUGACGGAGGUUGUCCACAAGACAACGUCAUUUGACAGUCAAACAUCAGGAGUGCACUUUCUGUGUGGAGGCCUCGCUGCCUGCUCCGCCACCGUUGUCUGUCAGCCUCUUGACACUUUGCGUACUCGGUUUGCAGCUCAAGGGGAACCUAAGAUUUACAGGAAUCUUCGACAUGCAGUAUUGAAAAUGAGUCGCUCUGAGGGGCCACUAACAUUUUACCGAGGCCUGUCUCCAACACUCAUGGCUGUGUUUCCGUAUGCUGGGUUGCAGUUCUUUUUCUACAAUGUAUUUAAAAAAAAGUUGGCUCCUGCCCCUAAUGCUGGAAACUCUGGAGGAAACCUGCACAGCCUGUUGAGUGGAAGUGGAGCUGGAAUGAUCAGUAAGACAAUCACAUACCCUUUUGAUCUUUUCAAGAAGCGACUGCAGGUUGGGGGCUUUGAGGAGGCUCGCCGUAACUUUGGAAAGGUGCACAUUUACAAAGGCCUGCUGGACUGCGCUGCUCAAAUUGCCAAAGAAGAAGGUGCACCAUCGGCUUUCAGAAGCAUAGGAGCAGAUCUGGCAUGUAUCAGCAUCGCCGGCAUGUCUUCUGGCGUGCAGGGGGGGCUGGGAUCACCAGGCCAGAGAGAAGUCUGCUUCACUUGA
Molecule: messenger RNA, 945 nt
Organism: Knipowitschia caucasica
Lineage: Eukaryota; Metazoa; Chordata; Actinopteri; Gobiiformes; Gobiidae
Source: the annotation of a GenBank genome assembly